AUCAAGAAGCUUGCAGAGAAGGCCUUCCCGUCAAGCUCCCAGAGAUCCUACCUCUUCGAGGCCUGGAUCACAUCCUCGGAGAGCUGGAAAAACUCCAAGCUCCUGGUGGCCUUGAAGAGUCGCAGCAAGCACGCGCGCCGAGGCCUUCGGCGUUGGUACACGUUCGACGAAAUGGUCAAAAGAUGGGGCACUGACAUCGCGGAGGAUAUCAAGAACACGAAGCUUGGUGACGAGAAGUUGAAGGAGCGAGAGGACAUGGUCCAGUAUCUCUGCCUCGCCGAUGAUACCGAAGAGCAGGAGGAUGCUGAGGAGCUCGAGAAGAUUAUCCAGUUCGAGGACAGCGGCUCGGAGAAU
Messenger RNA from Symbiodinium pilosum, 354 nucleotides. Lineage: Eukaryota; Dinophyceae; Suessiales; Symbiodiniaceae. The record is from the annotation of a GenBank genome assembly.